This is a messenger RNA of Megachile rotundata (alfalfa leafcutting bee), 3198 nucleotides long. RefSeq names its product osmotic avoidance abnormal protein 3. Gene Ontology annotation, molecular function: ATP binding; microtubule motor activity; microtubule binding. Lineage: Eukaryota; Metazoa; Arthropoda; Insecta; Hymenoptera; Megachilidae. The record is from RefSeq and is a predicted model, not a curated record. Gene Ontology annotation, biological process: microtubule-based movement.
GAAACUCUUAAAUUUUCAAAACUUUGAAUCUCCCAAAACUUUCAAAAUUCCAAUACCCCAAAGUCCCAAAACUGCAAACCUUGUCACAAAAGUUCCCAUGCCUCAAUAUAUCAACCUUCCCCCCACCCCUCACGUUUUCAAAAAGAGUCCCAUGCAUUAACCUCGCAUAUAAAAGCGUGCAUUAACCAAGCCUAUACUACCCCAACCGUCCCUCUACCUAACCUAAUCUAACCUAACCUAACCGUUGAAUCAACCUACCCUUAAACCUUUCGCUUCGGCUGUCUAGUCCGAAGUACUGUAACUGAACAGAAGCGCGUACCCACAAGUGAUAUUAUGCACGCCGCUUAUAAGUGGCGCUCGUACCCACAGGUCAUAUUGUGCGCGCCGCUUGUAAGCGGCGCUCGAAGCGAAAGGGUUAAAUCUUCAUCUUCAAAUUCCACUCAUCUUUAUUUACCUCUCCAGAACGUGAUAACGAUCGACUCACCAUCGAAAUGCUGCACCCUGGAGAGUCCCUCUGGCUUGACCGGUGGCGGGAAGGUGUACCAGUUCGACGCAACGUUCGGUCCGGACGCAAGCACGGAAACAGUCUACGAGAACGUCGGUUCUGUGAUCGUGGAAGCAGUGCUGGACGGCUACAACGGGACAGUGUUCGCCUACGGGCAAACGGGCUGCGGGAAAUCGCAUACGAUGCGCGGGUUCAUCGAGCGAACCUUAGACCACAUCUUCGAGGCUACGUCGACAGCCAGCUCGGAGAUGAGGUACCUGGCGCUGCUGAGCUACCUGGAGAUCUACAACGAGCGUCUGAGAGACCUCCUUCAAGACGGCAUCAGCGACCUCCUGACGCUGAAGGAGGAUCCCAACCGGGGUACUUACGUGGCGGGCGGUUUGAAAGAGGUCACCGUUAAGGACGCCGCGGAGUGCGCACGUCUGGUGGAGCAGGGCGAUAAAAGGAGAGCCGCGGCGGCUACCAAGAUGAACGCUGCGAGCUCCAGGAGCCACGCGGUGCUGACACUGUCCCUGGAGACAUUGGCCAUCAACGAUGAUAGUAAAACGGAAAAUACUGUGAAGAGGGGAAGACUGCACCUGGUGGACCUGGCUGGGUCCGAGAGACAGGCGAGGACGGGGGCCACAGGUGACCGAUUGAAGGAGGCAGCUAGUAUUAAUUUGAGUCUAUCGGCUCUGGGGAAUGUCAUCAGCGCGCUGGCGGCAGGGCAGGGCAGACAUGUGCCGUACAGAGACAGCAAGCUGACAAGGCUCCUGCGAGACAGUUUGGGCGGCAACGCGAGAACGUUAAUGAUUGCUUGCGUGAGCCCCAGCGACAUCGACGCCGAAGAGACGCUAAGCACCCUGCGUUACGCUGCCAGAGCUCGCUGCAUCAAGAACAAACCUGUGAUCAAUGAGGACCCUAAGGACGCUCUCCUAAGACAAUACCAAUUAGAGUUACAACGUUUGAAGAAGCUACUGGAGUCCGGGGACCAAACGAUCCUGAAGGAGAUCACCGGCAAGGACGACAACGACGAGGAUGAAACAGCUAGACAAAAGCAAUACGCAGAAGAGGUCGAGAGAUUGAAGAAAGAGUGCGAACACUCGAAUUUAUCCGCUCAGAAGUUGCGAGAGGAGUUGGAGGCUCUGAAGAUUCACUAUGAAUCUGGAUUAAACAGGGUUGCGAGUCCCAAGCCCGUUGUUCAGCCCUUGAUGGACGAACAGGAUCGGGAGAGGGAGGAGAGACGCAGGAAGAAGAGGGAGGCGGCCAUGCAAGAGGUGCUCAAGAGGCUGGAGAAACUGACUAUUGGCGGAGAGGAACAAGGGAAUACGGAACUGAGAAGGAGAAGGGAGAAGAGGCGGAAGAAGCUGGAAGCUCUGGCUUCGGCUUUGGAGUCCAGCGCCCAGGAGGGCAACGGAAGCGUCUUCCAAGUGUACGGGCAACUCAGGUCAACGGAAGACGCGUUGAAGCGGAUGGCGAAGCGUGUCAAGCAACUAGAAGCGGAAGCUGCCGACCUCCAAGCUUCCUGGGACGCGGAACGACGGGACCUUCUGCGCAGGGAAUUGCUCACGACGCAAAUAUGCGACUCGAUGGUUCCACAUCUUCGCCCAGGAUGUCCACUGCGCGAUGUGGCCGCCGUUAGGGCAGCUGCCACAUGGUGCGACGAGUUGGGCCGUUGGAGGUUACCGGAUGUGUCGCCGCACAUACCGCUUCCGCCGCCAUCGCUGAUGCCCAAAGACAAUACACAGUACUCAAUAAUGCCUUCCAAACCUGAUCUCAACAACAAUAGCAAGGAUAACGAGGACGAGAUUGGAAACGAGGCUGAUAACGAGGAGAGCAGCGAACAGGAAGAUGCCAAAAAAGUGGACAUCGUUGAUACGUAUUUCAAGAGGAACAGAAUCGAUAAACUGCUUGCUCAUGUUAAGCUAGCGAAAAGUUUUGGACCAAGUAACCGCAUCAGCAAAUCGGGUGGUUCGGAAGAUUGUAUACCAAUGGGGGGCGGCCAUCUUCAAUUGAACGCUUUAAAUCUGCAAACUAGUGCACCGGUGAUCGGUGACAUAGACAGUUACAAACCCACCCAAAAUAUACCAACUGGUAGAAUUAGUCGUCCUGGUUGGAUGUCGGAUGACAACUCGCUGAACAAAGGUUCCUUCGUAAAGAAACAUCCUCCUCGUAUUUUGGAAGCGUUGCCUUCGUACCCGCAAAGUGCCUUCAAAUUUAAUAACAAAUCCAUCUCGGAUAAAAUGUCAUCAAGUUUUAUCCACAAUGGCGUGACGGAUAAUCCAAUGGUUGGACACACUGAUUCCACUAUGUAUUGAAAUUGACAUCAAGGAUGAUGAUGAUUGGGAACAGCGGAUUAGACGAAUUUUUGGAAGGUGUUUGUGAGGUGAUUUGAUUGAACAAAAUAAGUAAAAAAGUGCACGAAAAUGUUUGAACAUUUUCGUGAUAUGUCAUAUUUUUGUCAUGUGGUAAUGAAAUAUGUGAAUAAUUAGAAGCCAAUUUGUGUGUUUUGACUGUCCGGAGAGUCGGCGAUGCAAUGUAGACCGUAGAGUAUAGAACGUAGGUUAUUUUUAUGAAGAUUUUUAACUUUUGUAAAAUUGCAAUACAAUUGAGUGCAGAGAUAUAGUAUUACAAUGGAAGGUCAGGAAUUUUUAUACUUGGAAAUUUAUGAAUUUUAGCGUUUGAAAAUUUGAUUACUCGAAAAUUCAAAUACA